AUGGAAGGCAUUCCAGAGGAACUGAUACGAAGGCUUGAAGAGGAGAUUGAGGCGGGCGCCGUUUACGCCCUUGCCUCCUAUUCAUACGCCCCACAGGGCGUGCAGGAGGCCAUUGCAGUGAAGACCGCACUUUAUGCUGCUAUUGACAACCUUGCAAAGGAUAUGAGGGGUGAUCUUCGACGAUACUGUAUGGAGUUAGUGAGCGGUGAUUCGCACGGUCAUCCCCUGUUGCGGGCCAUGACCAGCUGGUUAAGAAAUUAUUGCAGGCUCUUCGGCAACUUUGGCGGAAAUAUGAUUAUAAAAUCAUUGAUCAAUUACAUUUCCGCCGGCUUCUACGAGCUCGAUGACACCUGCAUGCGUGGCACACAGAGCACUUCCGAUUUCACCGACUAUUUUCGUUAUAAGUCCGGAACCAGUGAAGCGUACGGUUUUCUGUCUUUCCCUGAAGAGUUGUUUCCAGAAAACCGCUACCUGGACAAAUAUCUCGCGGCCAUGCCUGCAAUAAUCGACUAUUUGAAUAUUGCCAAUGAUCUUCUCUCCUUUUACAAGGAAGAAACAAUGAAAGACGCGAUCCAUGUACACGCCCAUGCGAGUGCGAACCAUCUCAGCCAUUUGGAAUCUCUAAAGUGGUUCGCAGAGAGAGCCAAAAAGGCAUUUCAGAGAGUCCAGUGUCUUUUGUCUAGCGACGAGCCAUUGCAGCGGGCUGCCGAGAAUUUUCUGCAUGGCUAUAUAACAUUUCAUUUAGCCUCAAAGAGGUAUCGGUUGACUGAAUUAAAUAUUCCAGCUGCACUGGAGGCAAGAAGCCUUCUCUUGGAACGAUUGAGUUCUAUAAGAGAUGAUCCAGAUUGCGACCACCACAAGGCGGAGCCAGUUCAGCACUCCCGUCUCGAUUAG
Aspergillus lentulus is the source of this 894-nucleotide messenger RNA. RefSeq lists its product as uncharacterized. The record is from RefSeq and is a predicted model, not a curated record. Lineage: Eukaryota; Fungi; Ascomycota; Eurotiomycetes; Eurotiales; Aspergillaceae. Gene Ontology annotation, molecular function: carbon-oxygen lyase activity, acting on phosphates.